Helicoverpa armigera (cotton bollworm) is the source of this 1523-nucleotide messenger RNA. RefSeq lists its product as uncharacterized. The coding region runs from base 304 to 636 and encodes 110 amino acids. The record is from RefSeq and is a predicted model, not a curated record. Lineage: Eukaryota; Metazoa; Arthropoda; Insecta; Lepidoptera; Noctuidae. The transcript is spliced from 3 exons.
UUGACAUUUAGUGUCACGGCGUGCGCGCCGUCGGUGUGACGUCGCGUCGCUGGUUGUGGUUUGUGAUUUUAGUCAGCAAAAACAAGGUAAAUAAAGCUUAUUUAUACGUAUAAACUAAUUUAGUUUGAUUAAUAUGAGUGUUAUACUAUACAAUAGUGCCGUUUUUUUACUUGUAGGGAUAAAAAGCAUAGAAAAAUCAAAAAAUUCAACGAAUUAUUGAAAUGUUAUUUGCCUACUGCUUAAGCUUCUUGCUAACUUAUUUUACUGUAGGUAUUUAUUGUAUUUAUCAAUACUGUUUCACAGAUGGCUUCUAAACGGAAGAAACUAGCUCCAAGUAACCGUCCAAGUUUGUUUGCUGCUGAAGAUGAUGCGGAUGAGAGCCAUCACGACCCUUACAGUGACGUAGAUUGUGAGUUUGGCUCAGAUACAAAUUAUGAUCCAGAUGGCGUUCAAGAAAGCGAAAGCAGGAUUCUGAAGAGGGCAGUGACAGUGCGUCCGAAGAAGGCUCAUCGCAUGAACCAGAGGAAGGAGAUUGGAACCUUCAUCGGCGCGCACCGCAGCCUCCAGUUUUCACCUCUCAAGAAGAGUUACACAGGCAAAAUUAAAAUGGAAAAAUUUGCGAGACACGCACCGUGAAAAAUUAAAAAAAAUCAAGAAGACAACAAGUGGACAGUCACAAAAACAAAUAAAACCCUGGAAGUACAUGAGUCACAUGGAAUUUUUGCUUCCAUAUAUGACAAAUGCGGAACGAGAUACAAAUGUUACACCACAUCCUGAUAUUUCGACAUGUUUCGAGGAAACAGCUAGUACAGAUGUUAGUAGAGAUUCAGCAGAUACGAUAAUAGCUCCAAAAAAAAAAGAAGACGGAUGAAAUAAUUCAUAAUGACGAGGAUUUGUUAAAAGAUAUGGAUGAUAAUCGAGCAAAACGAACUGCGCAGAGGGAUGAGUUACGUAAAGAAGUACUAACAUCAAGUGAUCCUUUAAAAGCUUUUUUUGAUUCAAUGUAUCAUAGUACAAAGCAGAUGCCGGAGUAUUAUCAAAGAACAAUAAAAAGAAAGUUGUUCAAUUGGUAAUGGAUGCUGAAGACAAUAUUGCUAAUACAAACUAUUCAUAUACCGGUUACUACUCAAACGAUUAUUCUUACAACUCUCGCCCUUCUACGAGUCAGACAAUUUUUUCUUCUGGACACGGUUCUGCCUCACCUGAACCCAGCGGUUCUGGUGUGCAGCAAAUUGGAAUUAGAGAACAUACUACUCGUAGCCAAAACGAAGAGAUCCAAGAUUCAAUGUCUGCCGCUGAAAUCACGCCAAGCGAUGGAGCCUUACCUUAAUGUAAUGACGAGACGCUCUCUUGUACCAAUAGCUUCUCUAUAAUUUGUAUUUUCUUUUUUAAAGUCAUCUUCUAUUAAACUAUGCAAAUUUUCAAACUCGUCUCUUGUCAUUCUAAAAUAUGUGCGAAAGCCAUCAUUUGUUAAUUCAUAGAAUAGUUUGAAUUCACUGCAUUCUUUUCUGAAAUAAUUAAUA